UUCUCUGUGGCGCAGAAACUCCGUCACUUUCAGCCACAGCUUUUUUUCUCCUCCAUUCCACGCUUUCUCGAUUCCCGAUUGUGGUUUUUCUUCUAAGUUAUUUAUUUAUUUGUUUGUUGAUUUCUUUCGCCAUCAUCGUCUUCUUCUUCUUCUUCCUAUUUCACGUUCCCUUUCCGCCUCCUUACAAACUUCACAAGUGGAUAACAGUCCGUCGGAUCCUUUUCGAGCAGGGAAGAGGAGAUAGGAGAAAUCGGAAGACGAAGCUUCCUUUUCACAUUAUUUUAAUCCACAGAGAGGGAUAAGGGUCUUAUGGCUGAUUUAGUUGUUCCCCGAUUUAUUAACUGUUGCAAUUGUGGAAAUCAUGUCUGCUUUCAUGAUGAUGUCAUUUCCAAAGAUUUUCAGGGGAGAAAUGGUCGCGCCUUUCUGUUUUCUCAUGCCAUGAACAUAGUCGUUGGCCCGAAGGAAGAUCGCCAUCUCAUGACAGGGUUGCAUACCGUCGCCGACAUUUAUUGCUCGGACUGUAACGAGGUGUUGGGUUGGAAGUAUGAGAAAGCUUAUGAGGAGUCACAGAAGUACAAGGAAGGUAAGUUCAUACUUGAAAAGCCAAAGAUUGUAAAAAAUAACUGGUAGUUUUUAUUAGUGUCUUUGGAUUGGAGAAAAACUCUAUUUGUUCAACAUGAUUUGUGUCUUUUUUAUUGCUUGUUUGACACCAUUUUGUACAUAUCUGUUGGUUUAAUUGUGUUUUCUUGGAUCAUUGGUAUCCGAAAGUUUUA
Molecule: messenger RNA, 773 nt
Organism: Phalaenopsis equestris
Lineage: Eukaryota; Viridiplantae; Streptophyta; Magnoliopsida; Asparagales; Orchidaceae
Product: protein yippee-like At4g27745
Exons: 3
Coding region: 310-630 (106 amino acids)
Source: RefSeq, a predicted model, not a curated record